Messenger RNA from Neoarthrinium moseri, 417 nucleotides. RefSeq lists its product as uncharacterized. Gene Ontology annotation, cellular component: fungal-type cell wall. Gene Ontology annotation, molecular function: structural constituent of cell wall. Bases 1 to 417 code for a protein of 138 amino acids. The transcript has 3 exons. The record is from RefSeq and is a predicted model, not a curated record. NCBI's taxonomy places the organism in Eukaryota, Fungi, Ascomycota, Sordariomycetes, Amphisphaeriales, Apiosporaceae.
AUGCAAUUCAAGCUCCUCACCAUUGUUGGCUUCGCCGCCUCUGUUCUCGCCGCCCCUCAGGUUGGCACUGACAUCCCAAGCAUCCCUGGUGACCUCACUGUAGGACAAGCCGAUGCUAUUUGCGGCAGCGAUACCUCCCUGAGCUGCUGCAACAAGGUUGACCAGUCUGGUGACGCCAUCAGCAUUGCCGAUGGCCUCCUCUCUGGUCUUUUGGGCAAUGCUCUCUCCGGAGGAUUGGGUCUCUUCGAUGGCUGCUCCAAGCUUAGCCUUCCCCUUGGCAUCGUUGGUGGUGGUGUUGGCGAUCUCCUCAACAGCCAGUGCAAGCAGACUGCCGCCUGUUGUCAGGGGACUGACUCAGACCAGGACGGUCUUGUCAACGUUGGACUCCCUUGCGUUGCUCUCGGCGGUCUGCUAUAA